Molecule: messenger RNA, 600 nt
Organism: Penicillium canescens
Lineage: Eukaryota; Fungi; Ascomycota; Eurotiomycetes; Eurotiales; Aspergillaceae
Exons: 2
Coding region: 1-600 (199 amino acids)
Source: RefSeq, a predicted model, not a curated record
AUGUCCGGUCUAGCACACAUCCGCCCAACACGGAGCACCCCACUCCUCCGUCUAGGCAACCAAAGCCUACGACCACACCACGCCAUCCGGCCCUCGACUCAACGAUUGCAGCUGGCACCUCGCACCCUCCACAGCCUAACAAGCACCACUGCCAAAGUCCACACCACCACUAAAACAACCUCUAUCCCACCUAUCACCCCACAAAUAACCAUCCGAACCUACGCAGUCCUAAAAGGUUCAACCGGCAAAGCCGAAGCAGACCUCCUAAUCGAAGAAUUGCAAGAACUCUACGAAAUAGCCAAAGAUGAAUUCGAAAUUGCAACCGAGAGCACCGACACGGGAACUAUCUACGCAGCUUCAGACCGGGAGUCUGCGCGGGAUGCGCUGAACCAGUUGUCUGCUGUUGAGAAUGAGAAGGAGAAUGGGUUUGGAGCUGGAGCUGGGGAGGAUGAUGGCGAUGGGCCUAUUAUUGAGACUAAUUAUAACCCUGCCGACGUGCCGAGUGGUGUUAAGGAUGAGGUACGGAGACGGGUUGGGCAGCGGAUUCGGGAGUUGAAGAAUGCUGUUGAGUUGUUGGAGGAGAGGGCUCAUGCUGAGUAG